Messenger RNA from Olea europaea var. sylvestris, 851 nucleotides. RefSeq names its product probable ATP-dependent DNA helicase CHR12. The transcript has 4 exons. The record is from RefSeq and is a predicted model, not a curated record. The annotation marks the transcript as partial. NCBI's taxonomy places the organism in Eukaryota, Viridiplantae, Streptophyta, Magnoliopsida, Lamiales, Oleaceae.
CACUCAUAUGGUAUGAUUGUAUUUUCUUAUGAAAGACACAUUUAAAAUGGUACAAAGUUUGUUGUUGUUCUAUCCUAUAGCUGACGGUGGGUGUAUUGGGGUCCUGACUUGGGUAGCGAUGCAAGCAUUAUUACAGUUAUUUAUGUAGAUAUCCAUGUAUCCUAUUCAAUCUCCAUUUACUGAAUCUCCAGCAGUAAAUAAUAAAAUAUCCUAAACUAGCAUACUUCUACAAAAAUGGGUCUGUCUUAUGGUUUAAGGAUAUGUCUAAUAACUUUUUUGAUGCAUCUCUAAUUUAUUUUCGCGGUUUAUGCUAUGUCUUUGUGAAUAUUUUACUGUGCUUUCAUUUUGACACAGGAUUGCCAACCAGCAGAGGUGAGGACCUCCAGUCUAGGUGCUUGCUUGAACUCUACGGGCUUAAGUUAGCUGAGCUGCAGAGCAAAGUGCGGUCUGAAGUGAUUUCUGAAUAUUGGCUCCGUCUAUGGUGUGCAAAUCCGGAUAAGAAGUUGUUUGAUUGGGGCAUGACGCGAUUGCGCCGUCCUUUAUAUGGUAUAGGAGAUGCUUUUGCUAUGGAAGCUGAUGACUCCCUGAAGAAGAAACGAGAUGCUGAGAGGUUGUCAAGAUCAGAGGAAGAAGAAAGGAAUCGUGUAGAAACCAGGAAAAGGAAAUUCUUUGCUGAUUUACUUAAUGCUCUACGUGAACUCCAAUUGCAAGUACAGGCUUCCCAGAAACGCCGGAAACAAAGAAGCGAUGGUGUCCAGAUAUUGCACAAAACACAGAAAAUAUUGGAAGGUAAAAAAUGUUACUUCUCGUUGUUCCUCUUGUUUUAUUUAUUAGUGUAUGGUUCCAUACUG